AUGCUAGCUCCAACGUUACGUGUUUUAUUCAUAUUGAUAGCCUUCCUUCUGACUUAUAUUCAUUCAAAUGAACUGACAUUUGAAUUGCCCGAUAACGCAAAAGAAUGUUUUAAUGAAAAAAUAAAAGUUGGCUCAAAAUUUAUAUUAGAAUUCCAGGUUGUUACUGGUGGAAACUAUGAUGUUGAUCUCGAAUUAAAAAGUCCGUCGGGCAAAAUUUUAUAUCAAGUUACAAAAAAACAAUAUGAUCAAAUAGAAAAAACUGCUGAAGAAGAUGGCGUUUAUGAGUUUUGUUUCAGUAAUGAAUUUUCAACAUUUACUCAUAAAGUGAUCUAUAUAGAUUGGAGAGUUGAUGGCGAUCCUGAACAUGAAAUUACUGGUCCGAAUCCACGUGUUGCGGAAGGUGCAUUAACAAUGAUUGAAUCAAAAGUUGGUAAUAUUCAUCGAAAUCUUGAAUCGUGCAUUGAUUAUCAAACACAUCAUCGUUUACGCGAAGCAACUGGUCGUGCAAGAGCGGAAGAUCUACAAGAGCGUGUACAACUUUGGUCAAUAGGGCAAUUUGUUUUGAUAAUAAUUGUUGCCAUUGGUACUGUUUUAUUACUUCGUUCGUUUUUUACCGAUAGAAGAACAUCGUCUAGUGCGUCAUGGUCAAGAUGA
Rotaria socialis is the source of this 654-nucleotide messenger RNA. The record is from the annotation of a GenBank genome assembly. Lineage: Eukaryota; Metazoa; Rotifera; Eurotatoria; Philodinida; Philodinidae.